AUAAUUCUAAGAAGAUAUCUCACCUUUUGGCACUGCAAAGUUUGGGCGAAUUGAAAAUAUUUGGAGCAGAAUUAACAGCUGAAAAUGAUUUCGAUGCCCCGAUAGCAGGCUGUGAACUUGUCUUCCAGCUUGCUACACCUGUCAACUUUGCAUCUGAAGAUCCUGAGAAUGACAUGAUCAAGCCUGCAAUCUCAGGAGUAUUGAAUGUGUUGAAAGCAUGUGCGCGAGGAAAAGGAGUUAAACGAGUUAUCUUAACGUCUUCUGCAGCUGCAGUAACCAUAAACGAACUCAAGGGGACUGAUCUGGUUAUGGAUGAAAGCAACUGGACUGAUGUUGAGUUCUUGACAAAUGCAAAGCCACCCACUUGGGGGUAUCCUGUCUCCAAAA
Molecule: messenger RNA, 387 nt
Organism: Cajanus cajan (pigeon pea)
Lineage: Eukaryota; Viridiplantae; Streptophyta; Magnoliopsida; Fabales; Fabaceae
Source: RefSeq, a predicted model, not a curated record